Messenger RNA from Hevea brasiliensis (rubber tree), 2939 nucleotides. Its product is annotated as LEAF RUST 10 DISEASE-RESISTANCE LOCUS RECEPTOR-LIKE PROTEIN KINASE-like 1.2. NCBI's taxonomy places the organism in Eukaryota, Viridiplantae, Streptophyta, Magnoliopsida, Malpighiales, Euphorbiaceae. Gene Ontology annotation, molecular function: protein kinase activity; ATP binding; polysaccharide binding. Gene Ontology annotation, biological process: protein phosphorylation. The transcript is spliced from 4 exons. The record is from RefSeq and is a predicted model, not a curated record. Bases 668 to 2668 code for a protein of 666 amino acids.
UUAAUAGAAUAGGAAAUAAUAAAUAAAUCUUAAUCAGAAUUAAAAAUUAUCUAAACUAAAGAUUUCAAUUCAAAAUAGGAAGUCUAGCACGGUGUCAUUGACUAAGCUGAUUAUCCUACGCAAAAAGUUAAUAUGAUAAAGAACUUCGAAAGAGGUGAUCAAAUACAUAAUUUUAGGGAUGGUUUGCAAAUCACAAUACAGAAAGUUUGAGCAAACUUACUAAAAAAAAUAAUUUUGCGUCACAGUUUGACUGUCACAUUAUUUCUGUUGAAAUUUCUUCCCCUUUUGCAAUCCAGAGCCCUUACGAUGUUGAGCACUGUAGUUGGUCAAUUUCGCUUAUCUUCUUCGUGGAAGCAGGUAGCCUCCGUCCACCCCUGACACCGAGUUUUCAACACUUACCCCCCUUAUUCUAGCAAUUCCACGCCAUUAUUUUAGUCCACACGGUAUGGUCGUCCCCACAUAAGAUGUGCUUGAAACCGGCCAUGCUUCUGAAGUUGUCUUUGCUUUUGCUUCAACCAAUAGUUUUGUCUCUUUUCUCCUCUUUGUCAAACUCUAAUCAUAAAACAAAACAAAAUAAUCGCUGGCAAUUAGCCUCUUAAAACCAAACUUGAUAGACUUGCUUACCUCCAAAUGCUUCUCUCCUUUUCUCUUCGUUCUUCUACUCCAGAUGGGUCCUCUCUACUUCUUCAUAUCUCACAAACCUCUUCUCAUUUGUUUUAUUGUCUUCUUCUUCUUCUUCACUACUUUGGCGGAGGAAUCCCUGUCAGCAGAUCAAAAGUUCCAGGCUUGUGCACCAACAUCCUGUGGCAAAGGCCCCAAUAUAAGCUACCCUUUUCUCUUAUCUAACGUUCAAGAAUCCUUCUGUGGCUACCCACAUUUCAACAUCACUUGUAAGCAAGAAUACCCAGUUCUCAGAAUCUCCAGUGAUGAUUAUAUCAUUAAAGAUAUCUUUUAUAACAAUCAGUCCUUCCUCGUAGCUAGUGCUUUGGUCUAUGAGGAGGAUACAUGUCCAAUUCCUUUGCAUAAUGUGACCCUUGAUCUAGCUCCCUUCAAUAUUAGUCCUGGCUAUAUUGAUUUUUCCUUCUUAUACAAUUGUACCUCAGAGCCUGCAAACUACCCUAUAUAUCCCAUAAGUUGUGCCACCAAUUCUACUGUUUCUUCUUUUGCGGGGUUUCACAUUGAAGAACUGGAGUUAUACUACAGCUAUUCUUUGAACUCAUGCAACUACUUCGUCAAUGCUCCUUUGCACACUGGUAGUGAUGUUUAUAGUUUGUACAAUAAGGAUUAUACUGAGAUUUUGAAGCUGGGGUUCCUCUUGAAUUGGACCGCGCAUAAUUGCAGCACUUGUGAGAGAAGUGGUGGCCGCUGUGGAUUUGAGAAUCAUGAAUUUGUUUGUUUUUGUCAUGAUCAAACUCAUCUCAAUUCCUGUGAUGAUGGCGAUGGUAUGAAUGUGGGAAUGAAAGUUGGUAUAGGUGUUGGGUCAGCUUUUGCAGGUGGAGCCAUAAUGUGUUUAAUCUUCUACAUCUAUAUACGGCGCCGCAAGAGAAAACCAAAUGCUCCAUCUUCCUUUGUUUCUCGAAGCAUCACAUCAGACUUCGCUUCAAAAUCAGAUAUUGAGAGAGGAGGACUCUACUUUGGGGUCCCUGUUUUCACCUAUGCUGAACUUGAAGAGGCUACUAAAAAUUUUGAUUCUGCUAAGGAACUUGGAGAUGGAGGUUUUGGAACAGUAUAUUAUGGAAAACUCCGAGAUGGGCGUGCUGUUGCAGUCAAACGCUUGUACGAGAACAAUUACAAGAGAGUUGAGCAGUUCAUGAAUGAAGUUGAGAUCCUAACUCGCUUGCGCCAUCCACAUCUUGUCUCACUAUAUGGGUGCACCUCUCGCCACAGCCGUGAGCUCCUACUGGUAUACGAGUACAUUCCCAAUGGCACAGUUGCUGAUCAUCUUCAUGGACAAAGGGCUAAGCCUGGUGCACUCCCAUGGAAAACUCGAAUGAAAAUUUCUGUGGAGACUGCUAAUGCAUUGGCAUAUCUCCAUGCUUCAGAUAUUAUCCACCGUGAUGUGAAAACAAACAACAUUCUUCUUGACAACACUUUUUGUGUUAAAGUUGCAGAUUUUGGAUUGUCGCGCCUCUUUCCAUUGGAUGUCACCCAUGUUUCAACUGCUCCACAAGGAACUCCUGGUUAUGUCGAUCCAGAGUAUCAUGAAUGCUAUCAGCUGACAGAUAAGAGUGAUGUCUAUAGUUUUGGGGUGGUCUUGAUUGAGCUCAUAUCAUCAAUGCCUGCUGUUGAUAUCACUAGGCAUCGCCAUGAGAUUAAUUUGUCUAACAUGGCAAUCAAUAAGAUCCAAAGCGACGCAUUGCAUGAGCUUGUAGACCGUAAUCUUGGAUUUGAAUCGGAUAAUGCAACAAGGAUAAUGAUAACUGCAGUGGCAGAGUUGGCAUUUCAAUGUUUGCAAGGUGCAAAGGAGAUGAGACCAUCUAUGGAAAAUGUGUUAGAGACUCUAAAGGAGAUACAAAGCAAGGGCUACAAUAUAGGAAAAAAGAUACAGGAGAUAGAUAUUCAAUCAGAUGAUGUUGGGUUGUUGAAGAGUUGUCAGUUGCCACGUUCUCCAGAUACAGUCAUGACGCAAUGGACUAGCAGUUCCACAACAUCUAAUAAUAGUAGUUAAGUUUUGCUUGUUUCACUGAGUUUAGCAGUAAAUAUAUAGAUAGUGUUGAAUGAGUGCUGGUAUCAUCAUAUGCAAUGAGGCAUGGGAAAAUUUCAGUUUCUUUUCAUCUGUGAGACAUGAGUAUUUUGGAAGGGAUGUACAUAUGGUCUGGGAAGUCAUUGGUGUUAGGUUGGUAUUUUGGGUAAUUACCUUAUUUGCAUAUGUUACUUUCAACUGAUUUUUUGCUUUUGUACUAAUUAUUAGUUGAAAUAAAAGAUUGUUUUAUUCAUCA